This is a messenger RNA of Chlamydomonas reinhardtii, 4012 nucleotides long. RefSeq lists its product as uncharacterized. The record is from RefSeq and is a predicted model, not a curated record. Gene Ontology annotation, molecular function: metallopeptidase activity. NCBI's taxonomy places the organism in Eukaryota, Viridiplantae, Chlorophyta, Chlorophyceae, Chlamydomonadales, Chlamydomonadaceae. The transcript has 8 exons. Bases 247 to 3147 code for a protein of 966 amino acids.
GAUAACUAAACAACUUAGCCAUUGACCCCGCCACUUCGGAGUUCGGGUCGCCUUCUCCGUCACAAAUUGGCACUCUUGCCUUCCUAGUCGCCGACUAUACCUGCCUUCAGUUUUGGUAGCAACCUUAUACAAACUACAAGCCCGAGGCCGGGCGUAGGGCCGCUCAUGUUUGGCGCAGUAAAGCUCAACCCAAGGCGCUCGCACUCCGGAGGGGAGGAGAACGCGCACAUCGCGGGCGAGGUAGCCAUGUCCAGCAAAAAGAAUCCCAUGUACGCACAGAAGGUCGACGAGGAGGCGACCGGCGAGCGGAGCUAUGGCCGCAGCGAGUAUACCUGGGACUUGCCGUGGCGCCUGCUAACAGUCAUCGGUAUUGUCAUCCUCCUUGCUGGAUUUGGUGGCGGCUUUGGAGCUGGCUGGGGGGCACGCGGCGUGAACCAGAACGAGGAGCCGUGCACGAUUCAGGUUUCGGGGACGGGCGGCAACCCGGCAGCGGCCGACAAUGUGGACAUCCUGCGGCAGUUCACGCCCUUCAAGAUAUCUAGCAACUCCAGCAAUAGUGCUGUUCAGUCGUACUAUGACCAGAACGCCAUCCUCAAUCCGGCCUUCCAUACCCUAUCCGUGGUCAUCACGGCGCUCUCGGGGAAGAAUGCCACUAUCGACCCCAACGUGCUGCGCAUCUAUGUGCUGGGCAAGUACGAGGGCGACCAGGACGUGGUCGCCAAGCUCUUCAACGUCGCGCAGCGGCUGCAGAUUUCGCCGGACUUCUUCGAGAACAUCCUGGAGAUUACCACCGGUCUCGUGGAUAUCUUCAACUAUAUCCGCGACAACAUGUCCAAGAUCGGCACCACGUCCGCCGCCUCCGGCCGCCGCGCACUGCUGCAGUCAUCCUCCAGCAACCAGCCGCUGCCGUCGCAGGUGCUGGCUGCGUUUAUCAAAAGCGGGCUGCAGAGCCCCACGCUGCAGGGCGCCCUGGGUGACCUGACACCCAUUUUCAGCGACAUCGACAACAUUGCCUCGCUGGCGGUGGACACCUACUUUGCCAUUAAGGACCUGGCGCAGCAGGUGGACAGCAUGGGCGUCGUGAUGAACAAUUACCACCCGGAGUCGCCCACCGCGCCGCCAUCGGUCACAGAGCCGCUCACCAUCGGCGGGUUCACCAACAGCUCGGUGCAGGUCACCGUCUCCUACGACUACCUGGUUGUGGGCGAGGCGACCGAAGACGCCGUUGCCACCGUGCCGAGCAACGGGCGCCGGCUUCUGCAGGACAACCAGAUUGUCAUCCCGCUGCCCGCCGGCUUCACGCCCCAAAAGCCCGCCGACCUGCCCAAUGUGCUCAUCCCGCUGGUCUUCCACGUCAUGCUCUACUCGAAUGGCGACGGCACCUACGGCCCGCCCGGCUACGCCAAUAGUCUGGCCAUGGCGCAGCGCAUGGUUGCCAUCGCCAACUACCGCCUGCAGCCCGCCAAAAUCCAGCUGUUCGUGCAGGAGGUGCGCGCCAGCCCCAGCUUCCAGUACAGCAUCAAGCCCAGCCGUGACGCCUGGAUCAACUGCGCCUCGCCCGGCUUUUUCUACGACCUGUGCGGCGAGGUGAUCCAGCCCUCGGCCGUGGACUUCCCCCGCGCCAUCAACAUCUACGUGGUCGGCGAGCAGCCGCCCACCGACUGGGUUGGCUACGCCUUCGCGCCCGGCGCCACCGACGACCCGUUCUACGGCCACAUGGGCCUGACCUGGACCACCUUCUCCACUGAUGGCGUCAACAACCGUGCCAGUUACGAGUCGGGCGCCUCAGCCCUGGUGCACGAGACCAUGCACCACCUGGGCAUGAUGCACACCUUCUCUGAUGGCACCUGCGGCGAUGACGACGCGCCUUCGGUGUCCGACACGCCCUCCACCAACGGCCCCGUGUGGAGCCAGCCGUGGGCCCAGAAGGCCUACAUCGCCUGCAUGAACGCCUGGUCCAAGUCGCUGUCAGCGAACUGGGACACCGCCAACCGCCAGGCCUCCCUGCGCGUGGGCAUCCCCGCCAACGACGCCAACUCAGCCUUCGACUCGUGCCCCAGCUCUGCCGGCGCUGAUGAGACCGCCAACUACAUCACCUACACCUACGACAUCUGCCUGCUGGUACUGGGCCACCUGACCUCGGGCCAGGUCGUUGCGAUGCACCAGAUCACCGCCGACAACAACCCCACGCUGUACGCCUGGGGCCAGUACUACGCUCAGAACCCGCCCGCCGGCUACACGCCCCCGGUCGUUGCCACGCCCUCUCCGUCGCCAUCCCCGUCCCCCAAGCCGAGCCCCAGCCCGAGCCCCAGCCCCAGCCCGAGCCCCAGCCCCAGCCCGAGCCCCAGCCCGAGCCCCAGCCCGAGCCCCAGCCCCAGCCCCAGCCCCAGCCCUUCUCCCAGCCCAACCACCAGCAACACCGGCUGCCAGUCCAGCACCAACAAGGGCUGCAAGUGCGUGAACAGCUGGACCUACCUCAACAACCAGUACAGCGACUGCGUGACCGUGCCGGGCGAGGAGAAGAAGGGCAACUGGUGCCAGGUCGACCGCAGCAACGGCAACUGCGCCAACGCCCGCAACGGCUGGUGGGACUACUGCACGCCCAGCUGCGGCACGAACCCCGCCCCCUCUCCCUCGCCGUCCCCCAGCCCGAGCCCGAGCCCCUCCCCUACUAGCACCGGUGGCACGCCCAGCUGCGGCGCCGGCGCCCCCACCAAGAGCGGCCUCACCUGUACCUCUGCCGCCUGGAAGGUCAAGGGCAGCACCACCACCUACACCGGCUGCGCCAACCCCACCAACGACCCCAAGGGCAACUGGUGCGUGCUGGCCAAGGGCCAGGCCACCGCCUCGGGCGCGGCCUGGGACUACUGCCUGGACAACUGCAACGCCGCCUCGCCCGCGCCCAGCACCGGCGGGGCCGUCACCUACCCCUACAACAAGCAGUGCAACCGCGGCUUCACGGGCCUGCCCAGCGGCUGCACGUGCGCGGACGGAUACGCCAUCAGCUUCACAGGCUACGGCACCAAGUACACCGGCCAGCGCGGCUGCACCGUGUUCCAGGAGACGGGCACCGGCAUGUGCGUCACGUCCAACUGCAAGGCCGCCAGCAACAACAAGAAGGCCUUCACCUGCGACUGCGCCGUCUAAGGCAGCGCCGCAACUGGCUGCAGGUGCAGGGCCUGCCCAGUGCGCAAGCGCUCUUGCUGUAGAUCAUCGAGCGCCGCCAUCGGACUGUGCAGGGUUGGCGCCAGCUUAGAGCAGACAGAAGAAGUGACAUUAUCGUAGGAUUAUGAUGCUAUAGCCUUCAGCGUGUUUAAGGGUGGGAAACGCUGUGCAGGUGUGUUGUGCAUCGCGCAGUCGCCAGAGUUCGCUGGAAUGCGUGCGCGACGCGUUGUUGCUAUUUCCCGUUCGGAAUAUGUCGUGCCGGACUGGCCUCAGGAUCCCAGUGUGGGCGGUAUUUGUUGAGCCGUACAUUAUUCAUCCUUCAUCACAUGCGUGCAGCAGGUGCACCGCCUUGGGUCACCUAGUGGCUUUGCAGCCCGAAGCCUGUUGUUGGAGUGUGCUAAUAAAUAAUCGUACCAGCGGAAAGUAGGGAGGCAGAUGGUACUACGCCCACGUGCUGCACCCAGCAGAGUACGCUCGUGUUGUUGUACUGAUGAGGGUAGGGAGGACACGCUGGUGGGUCGUGGUGUUUGGGACCUGCUCAGGCCCUAGGUGCAUUUCCCAAGCGCAGGAUUUGUGAGGGAACCUGAACUUAUGUCGCAUAAGUCGCCAUGACUGUCGCCGGGACCCACUGAAGUAGAAGAAGAUGCCAGUGGCCAAGACGCGUCGCGUCGAUACGGCAGACUUAUUAUUGAUUCAUCCCUUAAGUGUCGGUGUGGCCUAGCCGAUCUGAGUGCUAACGGUCAGUAACCAGCAGAUUGAAUUCCUUGAACAGUGAACUUCAUCUGUGCUACUGUAAGAAAGACGAGAGCUUCUGCCGUGUGAAACGAGGGACCUGGAUUUUGGGGGG